Pararge aegeria (speckled wood butterfly) is the source of this 2116-nucleotide messenger RNA. RefSeq names its product guanine nucleotide exchange factor MSS4 homolog (gene strat). The transcript has 2 exons. Gene Ontology annotation, molecular function: guanyl-nucleotide exchange factor activity; zinc ion binding. The record is from RefSeq and is a predicted model, not a curated record. Gene Ontology annotation, biological process: small GTPase-mediated signal transduction; post-Golgi vesicle-mediated transport. Bases 376 to 756 code for a protein of 126 amino acids. Gene Ontology annotation, cellular component: membrane; cytosol. Lineage: Eukaryota; Metazoa; Arthropoda; Insecta; Lepidoptera; Nymphalidae.
UUUGUGGAACUUUCAAUUUGUGAAUUAAAAAAAUAUCUCUUGCACUAAAAUCGCAGUGAAAUUUAAUUUGGGUUCUAUAAAAUAAUUUUUCUUGUAGUAAAAUCUAGCCAAAAUUUCACAAUUCCACAAUCAUUUAGGUAGUUUUUUUUAAACGCGACUUUAAAUGUCACUAUUCAACUCAAUUGUCAAUUGCAAAUUUACCUUUGCAAUUUUACCAUAUACCAGCAAAAUAAAUGCAAAUUUAUAAUUCAUUGUUUUGUGGUCUGUGAUAAAUAUAGCGGUAGCCGGAAAUAAUUUAUUUUAUGUUAAAUUUUUGAUUGCAUCAAAUAUUGUUUUUGAAAGACUGCACACUGAUUUGUCCUUUUCUAUUUGGAGAUGUCUGAAUUUGAAAAUACCGACAAAACUGGUGAUUCGCAAAGCGAGUUAAUUGAAGAUGGUUGCAAUAAGUUAGUAGUGAAAUGCAAAUAUUGUGGCUCAAAAAUAUUGGACAAAAAAUUGGGCAAAUUCAUCAUGCAAGAGAAAGAGCUACCACUCAUGCAGCAGGACACAAGAAAGGAAGGGGAAAUACAGAAUGAAAAAGUCGACCAGUUCUAUCAUGUGGAAAAUAUGUUCACUUUUGAAAAUAUAGGAUUUACACACACUGUUGAUUGUUAUAAAUAUCUAAGUUGUGCAGAUUGUGAUGCUGGGCCUGUUGGAUAUUAUGAUAUGAACACAAAACAUAGCUAUGUAGCUUUAUCUAGAAUAGAACAUGCUUAAAAUGAACAUGCUGUUGCUGUACAGUUUUAGAGUUAUCAAUAUGAAUAUUAUUGACUGGUACAUUUAAGCAAUUCUCAUACUAAGGUAGUGGCGGUUCCUUGUCUGAUGUGGUAGGAAGUAGUAAAAUAAACAUAACAUGUGCGGAUAGGAUGCAAUCUAAAACUUUACUAUCAUUUCCUGCUGCCAACACCUAUUCUUAAUUUUAGGAUUUUUAAGACACCUAUGUUUACAUCUGUUUCAUGUUCACACAAAGAAGUGUAAAACUACAUCAGCAACUUGUGUGAACAAACAUGCCUGUGCGGGCAGACUCAAACCACAACUGCCAUCACCUCUGUGUGGGGAAGCCUUUAAGCUUUUACUUUUAAAAGAUUUUCAUGUAAAACACUUACUUUUUGGCAGAAACUGGUAUAAAUGCUUGGUGGACAUCAAGAAAAAGUUCUAUGACAAAUAUAAUUUCAUACUUAGGAGUUUCACUUGCACUAAAUGUAAAAUAUACUAUAGUUUCUAACUUGGGGCAACACCACAGGAAUUUACAUUUAGCAAUUAAGUGGAUGCUUUUGCUAAACAAUAUUUAAAUUAAUGAUUUUAAAUGAAUGAUUGUAAGCAACAUUGUGUUUAUAUCAUUAUAACAAAAUAUUUACUAGUGUUAAACAAAUGGGACAAUUAAAAUCAGUCAAGUAAUAGUUAAUAUAUCAUUAACAUAUAUUCAGUACAUGGUACAUAAUUAUAAUACAUUGCAAUGCAAUGUAAAUGUGUAUGAUAUUUUAUCUUAAGUUUGGUUUGUUUUUCCAAAAAAAUAAUAGUCAUAUCUAACAGUGUUUGCAUCUGAAUUUGUACAGAAUGUACUACAAAGUGUGCAUGGCAACCUUCUGCUAGUCUGUUUAUUACUUAACAAAAUUAAUAUAUGUAUAUAUUUUCAUUUAAGAUGAAAAUGAAGUUUCCAAUAUUUAAAAUCUCUGAAAAAAAAACGAACUUGAUCACAGUGCAGAUUAACAAUAAUCUUAAAAUAAAAAAAUAUAAAUAAAUUGUUUCAUCUAUUAAAAUUUACAUGUAAUUAAUUCAAGUCUCAAAAAUAAAUAUAUUAUGCACUGCCUGCUUGUUUGUACUAUUGUUAUGAUAAUUUUUUUUAUAAAUCAGAUUGUCUAGAGUUAGUAAAAUGCUUCAAAUAAAAUAAUGCGUAAGUUAUUUUAAAGCUCAUUUAAGUCAUUCCAACGUGAUUUUAUUCUGAAAAAUUUUUGUUAUUAUUGUACCAAAAAAUAUAAUACAGUUUUAUUAUUUAACAAAUCAUUAAUAGUAAUUUUAUAUCUGCCUAUUAAAUAGAGAAACUUUUUACUUUGUUAUAGUUUAAUGUUUGUAUCAU